AUUGAUACCUUGUAUUCAGGCCUAAUCAGAUCUGUUUUGAAUCCUGAAUCUCUUGUAACAGAAUUAGCCGUCACACAUUACUGGGCUGCUGGCAGUGCCUGCAAAUGGAGGUCCCAAGGACUAGUCUCCCUCCACCUUUCAUGGAGGUCAUUGGGGGACAGGGUCCCUAAAGUUGGGCAGCUCCAGAACCCAGAACACAAUCCUUACUUCACAGAGGGGCAGAUUCAGCAGCCCCAGGGUUUUCUGGAGGGUAGAGAAUAAGACUGGGCUAGAGGGCACUUGGGGCUUCUUAGUGUGGCUCUGUUGUGGGCUGUGCCUGUCUCCAUGGGAAUGUGAUUAUGUAAGUGUGUGUGUUAACUGUGAGGGACAUGACUAUAAUGGCUUUGAUUGGGGUCUGUGUGUGAGAGAGACUAGAUCUGUGCCUGUCUGACUGGGGACCUGAUUAUAUGUAUGUACAUGUGUUUUCUGGGGUAGGUCCCGUGACCUCUGAGGUUGUCCAUAUACCCUCUUGGAUAGGGAUAUGGGAUGUUGGGCUAGAAAGAAAGUUGUGAGUUCUUUCUCUGUAGAUUAUUGUAGUAAAUGGGGUAAGACCUCUGUGAACCUUUAUUAUCUUCCUAGUUCAUCCGCUGACUCUGUGUUACUUGAGACUCAGGGACAGCCUCACUUUCCCCAUGUCUAAAACAGGGUUGAGAAUUCCUGUUCUCCUCCUUCUCAGGGUUAGUGUAGAACUCCAGGUAGAGGAGAUGGGAAGAUGGUUUGGGAAAUAUGAAGCGUGAGGAGCAGAAGGAGGAAGAGGAAAAGGAGACUGUCAAGUUGGAAGACAGGGCAGGAGAGAAACUUAGCCAAGGGUCUCUAAGUGGGAAAGACUACAUGAACCCAUGGACUAGCCUCACAGAGAGCUCAGAAGGCCCCCAAAUAGCUGAGCUUCCCACCUUCGUAUAAAGAGCAUCUGCUCGAGAAUAUGGGGUACAACCACGACUGGGAUCUGACUGGCAGGUGUGGGGGCCCACUUUAUUUAUUUAUUAUUUACAAAUAAAGGAAAUCAAGAAUAUCCUUCUUCUUGAUUUGUCAGUGGGUGGAUAUGGGCCUUGAGUUGGCAGCCAGUCUGGUGAGACUUAGAACUAGGAGCCAUCAGAAAGAACAGGACUGGAAGAAAAAGGGAUGACCAGUUGAUCUGAAGCGGAUGAUCAGAAAGGAUUCAUCCAACAGCCUCUCCUGACCUGGUUCUCACUUUAGAUAAUGCAUCCAGUAUUCUUUUACCCUGGCCAACUCCUCUUCAUCUUGCAAAACCCUUCUCGGGUGUCUUUUCUUUCCGAUAGGCUUCUCUAGCCUCCAUGGGGCAAGCUUAAUCACUCCUUCCUCUGAGUGCUCGUAGAACUGGUGUUCUCUCAUACAGUUCUGUCACACUGCAUGUGUGUCUCUCUUUCCUACUAGGCUGGGAGCUCCUUGAAGGUGGGCAUUGCGUGUGAAUCAGAAAGUAUUUGUUGAAUAAACGGAUAGGACACCCACCUCCCACCCCAACACACAGCAGCCCAUUGUCCUGGGAAAAGGAAGGCAUGAUAUAAUAUAGUCAUAGUCCAUACAGAAAAUUAUAAUAUUUGUAUGGCAUAUGGAGUUAGACGGAAUAGGGUGUUUGCUCUGGCCCUUGUGGCAGGCUCCAAGGGAUAAUGGGAUCAAUAACCUCAGCAUACUUAUAACCCAUUCUCAGCAUACUCCUUGGGGAGCUAAGGCAUACUGGAAGGGUACUGGCCUCUCUUGGGCAGGACUAGGCCUAAGGACCCCAGGGGUAUUUUGUCCCUACUCCUUGGGAGUACUGUGAUGGAUCCACGUGGAGAUUUUCAUAUAUGAUCUGGAUUUCUCACCCAGAUACUAAAGAAGUAUCUUUAGUCUGUAAUUAGAUGAUUUUGCCUCUGCUUGCAUGUCCCCAGUGAUGGGGGGUGGGGGGCUUCUCUCCUUUCCAGGCAGUCAAUUCCAAGGAGACUUAGUUACUAACAAUUAGCAAGCUCUUUCUUACAGUGAGCACACCCUCUCUUUCUGGUGGGUAUCUGUCCUAGCUCUGGCUCUGCUUUAAGACCCUUGGAGCUACUUUUUCCACCUGGCUUCCAGACAGCCCUGCAGAGAUGGGAAGGCAGUAAUGCAGGGUCCCUUGAGUUUUCUCUUCUUAGGUAGCGUGGUUCCAAGUCCGUCAGGCAAUCCUUACAAGACAUAUGCCCCUGGGCUUAGCCCAGUUAAUCACUAUUGUCUUCGAGGCCCUGAUCUGGGCAUAGCACUUCCUAUGGCCUGGGCAGUUCAGCCCAAAACAGGACUGUUCUUUUCCUGUUACUGGCUGUUAGACCUCUGUGAACGCAGCCUGUGCUGCCACGAGGUGUUUCUGCACAGGUGCAGGCCGGACACUGAUACUGCAUGUUCAGCCCCCUCCAGAUCUCUUUUGGACCCUGAAUCUAUUGUUUAAGAUUAGCUAGCUCUCUGAUGGGCCCAGCAGACAUAUUCAGUCCUGCUCAAACACAAAGGGGCUAAAUCCUAUUCUGCUUUCUCCCUUUCCCUUCCCAGAAACCUGCUUACAUCCCUGGACCCAACCCUCAGAAAAGUCCCCACCCCCAUCUCUGGCAAAGGAAUCUGCUGUGGGCUGACCUUGGCCGCUAUCACUUCUUACCUUUGCAGAGUGUUCUGGGAUUUAUGACACGGCCUUGUUGGUCCUGGGAAGGCUGUGUGCCUCAGCAGGCGUGGAGAUCUGGGCACUGUGGGCGGGAGGCAGGCCCUAGGGAACUGAGGGUGGGACCCUGAAGUCUUAGAGCAGUCUCAGUCUGGCUACAGCCCUCAACCCAAGCCCCGGAUCCUUCAGCACCCAGUGAUGUUCUCUGCGGCCUCCCAGCCCUUGGACCCCGAUGGGACCGUGUUCCAGCUCCGCUUCAAAGCCAUGGUCUCAUGGGUCAUCACUUUCCCUGUGUUCGGCUUCUUCUUCUGCAUCAUCUGGUCUCUGGUGUUCCACUUUGAGUACACAGUGGCCACUGACUGUGGGGUGCCCAAUUACCUGCCGUCGGUGAGCUCGGCCAUCGGCGGAGAGGUGCCCCAGCGCUACGUGUGGCGCUUCUGCAUCGGUCUGCACUCGGCGCCCCGCUUCUUGGUGGCCUUCGCCUACUGGAACCACUACCUCAGCUGCACCUCCCCGUGUGCCAGCUACCGCCCGCUUUGCCGCCUCAACUUCGGCCUCAAUGUUGUGGAGAACGUCGCGCUGCUAGUGCUCACCUACGUCUCCUCUUCUGAGGACUUCACCAUCCAUGAAAAUGCUUUCAUUGUGUUCAUCGCCUCAUCCCUUAGUCACAUGCUCCUCACCUGCAUCCUCUGGCGGCUGACCAAGAAGCACACAGUAAGUCAAGAGGACCGCAAGUCCUACAACUGGAAACAGCGGCUCUUCAUCAUCAACUUCGUCUCCUUCUUCACGGCUCUGGCUGUCUACUUUCGGCACAACAUGUAUUGUGAGGCUGGAGUAUACACCAUCUUUGCCAUCCUGGAGUACACGGUCGUUCUGACAAACAUGGCGUUCCACAUGACAGCGUGGUGGGACUUCGGGAACAAGGAGCUGCUCAUUACCUCCCAGCCUGAGGAAAAACGGUUCUAAACCCUUCUCUCCUCCUGCUGGGGAGGAGGCCCACUGCCCAGAAACUAGGAACAAGAUACCACUCUGGCCUCCCCUCACCCUCUGUGUCCUCUCUGAGCCCUACUGAAGCUAGGGGAGAGGGGAAGGAGGGAGGAAGGGCCCAGGACAAAGUUUCACCCAGCCCUGCUGGGUUCUUCUUUCCCCCAUUCCACGUGUAGGCACAGAGGCCUUUAAGCAGCACCACUUGUACCUGAGAAGCCCCAAGAAGCUGAGCUGGCAGGAGAGCUCCACCAUCUGGUGCUAAAAAAAGUCCUGAGGUUCAUAACCACCAUCCGGUUCUUGGCCUUUACAUAGCCACCUCUCGCUGAGGUCAGGGACCACUGAGCAGCGGCUGCUACCAGAAAACCACAGCCAUUUCUCCCCAUGGGGUCAUUCACUUGACUCAUGUGCUAAUCAUCUGCUCUGCACAUUCAGGCCUGUGACCACAGGCCCUUGCUAAGGUUGCCCAGGUGUCCUAGUCCUGACUUCACCUCUGAUUUGGUGUGUGCCCUUCCCUAGCUGUGCCUCCAUAUGUCCAUGUGGAUGAAGCGGGGGUGCAGUGGGGGAGGGGGGCUGUAUGAUUUCCAAGGGCUCUGCCAUUCUGCUUCUCCCUGUGGAGGUGGUCUGUAACUAAAGGAUGACCUCCAGAAAAAGCCCUGACACAUGUAUUUCCCUUCCCUUGUGAAAUUGCUGACUUAAGACUUCCUCUUUGGCAAAGGUGCCAGGUAGCGGGCUCAGAGGCAGAUUCCUGCCCCGAAAUGGGCUCUCUGGUGUUUCUCCCCAUCCUCCCUCCUGCCUUAGGCCCUGUACUCUUUGGGUUGUACAUUUUAUUUCAAAGGGAAAUAAAUUUUUUUUUGUCAACAA
Bubalus bubalis (water buffalo) is the source of this 4501-nucleotide messenger RNA. It is a transcript of the gene PGAP2, whose product is annotated as post-GPI attachment to proteins 2. The transcript is spliced from 6 exons. Gene Ontology annotation, cellular component: Golgi membrane; endoplasmic reticulum membrane. Lineage: Eukaryota; Metazoa; Chordata; Mammalia; Artiodactyla; Bovidae. Bases 2852 to 3619 code for a protein of 255 amino acids. Gene Ontology annotation, biological process: GPI anchor biosynthetic process. The record is from RefSeq and is a predicted model, not a curated record.